AUGUCGUGGAAAAAAGUUAUGUUUGGGAAUGCUGCAAGGCCCAGAUCAAUUCAGGUGUUGUGGAUGGCUUGUCAUGUGAGGCUACCCACGAAAGCGAGGCUGCAUAGGCUGGGAUUUAUAGCUAACACUGAGUGUAUAUUUUGCAGGAAUGUGGAAACUCAAGAUCACCUAUUGUUUGAGUGUGCUGAGAUGAAACAGAUAUUGGGUAGCAUUCUUAGAUGGUUGGAAGUCUUACAUCAGCCUGAAGAAUGGAAGAAGGAAAUACACUGGAUAACUAGCUUGUGCAAUAACAAAGGGAGUAUAAUGAAGAUUCUUCAGUGUUGGAGGUUUAGGAACCAAAUCUGUUUUGGGGAAAAAACCAGCCAUGAAGUUGUUGUCUCGAAGAUAGUUGAUGCCACGGUGUACCGAUGUUGGGCAAAGCCUAAGCUUAGAGUUUCUCUUAAUGUUAUUGUCUUAGGUCUGUUUGUUGUUUAUCUUGUAGACUGGCUUGUUGGAUCCAUUGGAUCACUUGGGUGUAAUAGUUUUUGA
Messenger RNA from Vicia villosa (hairy vetch), 528 nucleotides. RefSeq lists its product as uncharacterized. NCBI's taxonomy places the organism in Eukaryota, Viridiplantae, Streptophyta, Magnoliopsida, Fabales, Fabaceae. The transcript has a single exon. The record is from RefSeq and is a predicted model, not a curated record. Bases 1 to 528 code for a protein of 175 amino acids.